CUCAAGACGAAUUUUCAAAUUGCGAUCCUCUUGGCCACACUGGGAGCUCAGCCACUUGCCUCUGUUGGGAGGUUACCAGAGGAGUCAGAUCUGCCAGUGAACCAGCCAAUCGCAACCACGUAGCAUAACCGCUGACCAACUGGGGGGCUGGGCUUGGAGCUUUGCAUCGGAGAAGCACCGGCAGAAUCAAGCAAGGAACACACUAGAGGUGGAGAGGCAGCGCUAUAGCUGGUGCAGCACACUAAUCUCUCCACAGUGAUCAUGUGUCAGCGGAGCCUGAAGCAGCGGCAGCAGCACUGGAGCGGGGUGGGGAAAUGGUGAGAUGUUGCAGGGCUUUGCACAGACCAUCCUCUUGCUACAAUCUCCACAGAGUCAGGGUUGAUGCACGGCGCCUCCGGACGCUCGGCUCCUCCUCCUCCUCUUCCUCUUUCUCGCCGAGAACGGCAGGGGGGUCUGCAGGCGGCGUCAGCAACGCCAGCAGUGGAGGCCCUGGAGCCCUGGGGGCCGCCGUUCGGCUCAGCCACCAGAACCGCUUCAGGUUGCAGUUCCCACAGCUGGCCUUGCGGCGGCGCCUUGGCCAGCUGAACUGCAUGUCCCGGCCUACUGCCCGCCUGCGCUCAUGGCCGCUCUCCUUCCUCUACUACAUCUUGCCAUUUGGAGUGCUCAAGCCCCUCGCCAAGGUGGGCUGGCGGCCCACCAGCAGAGUUACCAUAUAUAAGUCCAUACCUACAAGGUUACUCUCCAGAGCUUGGGGUCGACUCAACCAAGUCGACCUUCCCACCUGGUUACGGAAGCCCAUUUAUAACCUAUAUAUAUGGACAUUUGGGGUAAACAUGAAGGAGGCAGCUGUGGAGGACCUGCAACAUUACAGAAACUUGGGCGAGUUCUUCAGACGCAAACUGAAACCUCAGGCCAGGCCUGUUUGUGACUCCCACUGUGUGAUUAGUCCAGCUGACGGGAAGAUCCUUCACUUUGGCCGGGUAAAGAACUGCGAGGUGGAGCAGGUAAAAGGUGUCACCUACUCCCUGGAGACCUUCCUUGGGCCAUUCACAUGGGCUGAGAAUUUAGCCAUCAACAGAAAUGAGGAUGACCCAAGCUCCUUCCAGGACCUGCUGGUCACAAAGGAGGGAAAUGCGCUGUUCCACUGCGUGGUGUAUCUGGCCCCUGGUGACUACCACUGCUUCCACUCUCCAGCUGAUUGGAGGGUCGCACAUAGACGCCACUUCCCCGGCUCUCUGAUGUCAGUGAACCCGGGUGUAGCACGAUGGAUUAAAGAACUCUUUUGUCAUAAUGAACGAGUGGUGUUGAGUGGGGAAUGGACACAUGGUUUCUUUUCACUAACAGCUGUUGGAGCUACCAAUGUCGGAUCCAUCCGCAUCUACUUUGAUAAGGAGCUGCAUACAAACAGCCCUCGCUACAAUAAAGGUUCGUAUAACGACUUGAGCUAUGUCUCCAACAACAACCGAGAGGGUGUAUGCAUGCGCAAGGGCGAGCACCUGGGUGAGUUCAACUUGGGUUCCACUAUUGUGCUCCUGUUUGAAGCUCCACAGGACUUCACUUUCAGCCUGACAGCAGGUCAGAAGAUCCGCUUUGGAGAACCUCUCGGGACUAUGUAACGUGAGAAGAGUGGAUCUUGUCCAUGGACACACACAUGUGUGCAAACUUAAGCAGGGUCUCAACCACUAACACGCACACCAAGGAACACACUCGCAUACAUUGAGAGUGGUUUCAUUUGUACUGACACAAACCACCGCUGUUGCAUUAUUAUAAUUGGAAUCAUCUUAUUUACUUUGGAGCAUUUUAUAACAGGUUUGCUUUUAUUGUAAGUCCUCUGUUAAAGACUAAGCUAAGACCAUCAAUAUGUUGUAACAAAAUGUAAAAAUGUUUACCACAAAUUGCCAUGUUUUUGCUCUAAAUUAUUUUUCUAUUUUUCUUUUUUUGUAGUUCACCCCCCCCCCCCCCCCCACCCCCCCACAUUGCCUUUUUACCAGGAUGUGAUUUUUGGUAUAAACCGAGUAAACAUUGACACUGACCAACACCUUUGCACACUGAGUUGCGUGCGGGCUUGAAUCACACCUGAAUACAAACACAGGUAUAAUGAAGGAAUGUAUAAAAUACUAUACUGUUCUUCUCUUUUGCCACACUUUCUCUUCUCUUGCUGACUCUUUCAUAUGGGACCUCUGUCUAGCUUUUGAUAUUAAACUGUUUUGAUAUUGAACUAUGAUGGAGCUAGCUUGGACAGUGGAAUUACUGUUCUGGAAAGAUUUGAAAGAAUCGCUGCCAUACUUUGCUUUGCAAAUUAGAUAUGCUGCCUUCAGGUUCUGGUUAUACUUCUAAUUGUGUCAAUCUUUGACUACACUGCCAGAAUGGCACUAUAAUAUAUGUUAAUAAUUGGACUGUAGUACAUUUCUCCACAUUCUAAACACAACACAUUUUCAUUCAGGAUAAUGGUUUCAUUGAUGGUGAAUUCAUAAAGCUGGAGAAGAUUUGCUUACAGCAUGCAGAAAGUAACCCACAUGUUAUCUUUUCUGCUGAGUGCCAAGACUUGUGUUUUUAUUUACAGUGUAGAGAAACGGUUAUGCACAGUACAACACUACUGUACUCUGGUAGCUAGCUAAAGAUGGAAGGAGUUCUCAUACCUGCACAAAAGGCACAUAUUUCAGACUUAUCCAAGCACAAAGGAGUUACUAGUUUUGGAGGUCACCUGCACCUGAGACAUUUUUGUUAGUCUCAGGUGCUCUAUUUCUUUAAUGUUCUCAACAUUCAUCAGCAUCAUAUAAAUGAUGAUGGUUACUAAAAACUAAAGACAGCUUUGCUGUCCUGAAACCAUCUUGCCCCAUAUUCUUCUCUCAAGUCUCCAGCAGUGCCAAUAAAUGCUACAUUUUUGUUGUUUUA
Molecule: messenger RNA, 2895 nt
Organism: Pygocentrus nattereri (red-bellied piranha)
Lineage: Eukaryota; Metazoa; Chordata; Actinopteri; Characiformes; Serrasalmidae
Gene: pisd
Product: phosphatidylserine decarboxylase
Exons: 7
Coding region: 315-1616 (433 amino acids)
Biological process (GO): phosphatidylethanolamine biosynthetic process
Cellular component (GO): mitochondrion
Molecular function (GO): phosphatidylserine decarboxylase activity
Source: RefSeq, a predicted model, not a curated record